CAGGUGAUGAAUGAAGACGGGCAAACGAGCACCAUCAGAGACAAGAUCCUAACGAUUGACGUGCAGCCGGGGUGGAAGCAGGGCACCAGGAUCACCUUUGAGAAGGAAGGAGACCAGGGCCCAAAUAUCAUUCCAACUGACAUCACCUUUGUUGUCCAAGAGAAAAUCCACCCAAGGUUUAAAAGAGCCGGCGACAACCUCAUUUACGUCGCCACCAUCCCCCUGGGAAAGGCCCUGAUCGGCUGCACGGUGGAGGUGAGGACGCUGGACGGGAGGCUGCUGAACAUCCCCAUCAACGACAUCGUGGACCCCAAGUACUGCAAAGUGGUGCCGGGAGAGGGGAUGCCGCUGCUGCGGGACCCCCGGCGCAAGGGUGACCUCCUCAUCUAUUUCAACAUCUGCUUUCCCAAGAAGCUCACGCCGGACAGGAAAACGCUCUUGAGAAGCGCCCUCCUGUCCUAG
Molecule: messenger RNA, 462 nt
Organism: Leptosomus discolor (cuckoo roller)
Lineage: Eukaryota; Metazoa; Chordata; Aves; Leptosomiformes; Leptosomidae
Source: RefSeq, a predicted model, not a curated record